AUCCACGUCAGCCUGUCCCGGAAGUGCACGGAAGAUGGAGGCUGCGGACUGGUGACUGGAAACCGAGGCAACAGUGCUCUCACGUCCGCCGCAGUAGCAGAGCGCCUGCUUGAGGGGAAGAGAGCUUUAUCACAGAAUAAAGAGGGAAAGAACCAGUAGCAGACGGAUCAACUUUGUCCGUCCCGGCCAUGUCAUUGUUCCAGUCGGCUCUUGACUUCCUGGCGGGGCCCGGCACCGCUGGAGCUGCAAGCCGAGAUCAAAAUGAUUUUGUGGGGCAAACAGUGGAGAUGGGUGAGAUGAAACUCCGAAUCAAGCGAGUUAUCGCCGAAGGUGGUUUUGCUUUUGUGUAUGAGGCACAGGAUAUUGGAAGCGGGAAAGAUUAUGCUUUAAAGCGACUUCUUUCCAAUGAAGAGGAGAAAAACAAGGCCAUUAUUCAAGAGGUCUGCUUCAUGAAAAAGCUCUCAGGUCAUACAAACAUUGUUCAGUUUUGUUCUGCAGCCUCAAUAGGCAAGGAAGAAUCUGAUACUGGGCAAGCAGAGUUCCUUAUUCUUACAGAGUUAUGUAGAGGCCAACUAGUAGAUUUCAUCAAGAAAGUGGAAGCAAAAGGACCUUUAACUUGUGAUGCUGUGCUGAAGAUUUUUUAUCAAACCUGUAGAGCUGUACAACAUAUGCACAAACAGAAGCCACCUAUAAUCCACAGGGACUUAAAGAUUGAAAAUCUUCUCAUCAGUCAUCAAGGCACAAUUAAACUGUGUGACUUUGGUAGCUCAACUACAAUUGCUCAUUACCCCGACUACAGCUGGUCUGCACAAAAGAGGUCUAUGGUAGAAGAAGAAAUAACUAGAAACACUACACCAGCAUACAGAACACCUGAGAUGAUUGAUUUGUACUCUAAUUAUCCUAUUAAUGAAAAGCAGGAUAUUUGGGCUCUGGGCUGUAUUCUGUAUCUUCUGUGCUUUAAACAGCAUCCAUUUGAAGAAGGAGCAAAACUUCAGAUUGUGAAUGGCAAAUACACAAUCCCUCCAAAUGAUGCCAGAUACACAGUCUUUCACAAUCUCAUUCGCUCCAUGUUAAAGAUUAAUCCAGAGGAAAGACUAUCAAUUGUUGAAAUUGUGAAUCAGUUGCAAGAGAUCUCUGCUGCAAGAAAUGUAACUCCUAAGUCACCUGUCACUGAGCUCCUUGAGCAGAAUGGAGGCUAUGGAAACAGCAUUACGCCAAGAUCCUCCAUCAGUUCAGCAUCUCAGCCACCAAAGCCAGUAGCGCAAAUUAACAACAUUCACAAUUCAGGAAAUCUUCCCAGUGAUGAUCAGUCUGUUAGUGGUGGCUUCUUUGAUAUUCUUAAAGGAGGCACUGAAAGGAUCCUUAGUAACAUCAAGGAUACAUCAUCAAAAGUCAUUCAGUCAGUUGCAAAUUAUGCUAAAGGUGAUUUAGAUCUGUCCUACAUUACUUCAAGAAUAGCAGUAAUGUCCUUUCCAGCAGAAGGUGUAGAGUCUGCUAUUAAAAAUAACAUUGAGGAUGUGAGACUGUUCUUGGAUUCUCGGCAUGCUGGGCAAUAUGCUGUCUACAAUCUGUCUCAGCGUGCUUACAGAUACACCAAGUUUCAUAAUAGGGUUUCUGAAUGUGGUUGGCAAGCAAGAAGAGCUCCCACAUUGCAAAACCUGUACAGCAUUUGCAAAAAUAUGCACCAGUGGCUCAAACAAGAUCAGAAAAACAUUUGUAUUGUUCACUGUCUUGAUGGCAGAGCAGCCUCGGCUGUGGCAGUCUGUGCCUUCCUCUGUUUUUGUCGCCUCUUCACUACAGCUGAAGCAGCAGUCUACAUGUUUAGUAUGAAGCGGUGUCCCCCUGGUAUUUGGCCAUCUCACAAAAGGUAUAUAGAGUACAUGUGUGAUAUGAUGGCAGAAGAACCCAUAAUACCUCACACCAAACCUAUCCUCAUCAAAUCAAUCAUAUUGACACCAGUGCCCUUGUUUAACAAGCAGCGCAAUGGCUGUAGGCCUUUCUGUGAAGUAUAUGCUGGGGACCAACGUGUUGUCAGUACCUCCCAAGAGUACGACAAAAUGAGGGAGUUUAAAAUAGAAGAUGGCAAAGCAGAGAUACCCUUGGGAAACACAGUUCAAGGGGACAUUCUGAUCAUCAUUUAUCAUGCCAGAUCAACUUUAGGAGGGAGAUUGCAAGCUAAGAUGGCUUCAAUGAAGAUGUUCCAGAUCCAGUUCCAUACUGGAUUUGUGCCGAGAAAUGCCACUACAGUAAAAUUUGCAAAAUAUGACCUGGAUGCCUGUGACAUCCAAGAGAAGUAUCCUGAUUUAUUUCAGGUCAAUUUAGAAGUGGAGGUAGAGCCUCGUGAUCGCCACAGCAGCAGAUCAUUACCCUGGGAAAACUUCCCUACAAAGGGACUCAACCCAAAAAUCUUAUUCUCUAGCCGAGAGGAACAGCAAGAAGUUUUAGCUAAAUUUGGUAAACCAGAACUCCCCAGGCAACCAGGUUCAACUGCCUUCUAUGAUGCAGAAACACCUCGGUCUGAAACCCAUCAAGAUAGUUCCAAUACAGACCCAGAAUCACCACAAAGUACAGAUACUAAUGCAAAUAGUUUUUUCCAGACAUUAGACUGGGAUGAUGGAAGAGAAAAAGAUGUUAUGUCAGAUGGAGAUUUUAUAAAAGAAACUGACUUGGAAGAUCAAGAUGAUAAUAGCAAUCCUUCUAAUCACGAUUUUUCCCCUUUGCAUGGAGAGGAGGCUGAUUUGGAAUGUGAACCAGGUGAAACUAGCCAGCAACAGAAUAAUGAGCCACUUUUUGAUGUAGAUUUCACAGAACUUACUAAGGAUACCAAGGCAGAAGAAAGUGUGGACCUGUUGGGACUCAAUACAGAGACCCAGCCAGUGGAGGCACAUAUACAGGGAGGAAUGAAGACCUCGUCUAGUAAUGCUGAUCUUCUUAAUGAUUUGUUUGCCCCUUCUGGAACUGCCAUACCACAGACCCUAGGAGGAAGUACUGAAAACCUUAUUGGAGGAACUGAGGAACCAAAUUUCUUCUUCACACCAGGGACAGGCAGUCUGGGACAGGGAACAAUACAGUCAAAUACAGCUGUGUCUGCUAAUGCUGGCGACCCAUUUGACCCUUUUGGCAUUGGAUCAUCUUCUGUAGCUGGACAUCAGUCUGAUUCUAAUCUUUUUGGAGAUUUGCUAAGCCCAAGUGGCACCUCCAGCUCCUUUCUGCCCUCAAAUCCUCUUGUUCCACCUCCAUCAUCCAGCUCAGAAUUCUUCAAUCUAAAUCAUCUGUCUUCCGAAUCUUCAAAGCUGUCAUCUUCUGCUAGUCACCCUGAUCUUCUUGGAAAUUGGAACACAUGGACCUCCUCUCAAAAAAGCAAUCGAACCAUCCCAUCACAGGACAGCAAACCAGUUAUCUCAGGAGCUACUCCUGGGGUGUCGUCAGGUUCGUCCAUUAAUCAAACCAAGUCACAGAGUUUUGACCCUUUUGCUGAUCUUGGCAAUCUUGGAACAAAUUUGCCAGGAGGUGGACUGUCGGCCCCAGGCAUAAAUCAAAAAUCGUCCCAAACCUCCACAAGUGGCAAUCAGUGGCAGUCAAAUCGACCACCAACUGCAAACAAAACAUGGUCUCAACAUCAGGCAGCUAAGCCCAACCAACAGCCCUCCAAGCCUAAUUACACUGUGAACUUUAGUGUGAUAGGAGGGCGGGAGGAGAGGGGCAUCAGAGGACCUGGAUUUGGACCUAAGCCCAAAGUAAAGGCUAGUGAUUUUGAGGAUCUGCUAUCAAACCAAGGUUUUGCCUCAAAAAAUGACAAGAGAGUUCCAAAGACAAUUGCAGAGAUGCGGAAACAGGAACUGGCCAAAGACAUGGAUCCACUCAAGCUUAAGAUUCUUGAAUGGAUAGAGGGAAAAGAAAGAAACAUUCGAGCUCUCUUGUCUACACUGCACACAGUGCUCUGGGAAGGAGAAAAUAAGUGGAAACCAGUUGGAAUGGCAGACCUAGUAAACCCAGAUCAAGUGAAAAAAUAUUACAGGAAAGCUGCUCUUGUAGUGCAUCCUGACAAGGCCACUGGGCAGCCCUAUGAGCAAUAUGCCAAGAUGAUCUUCAUGGAGUUGAGUGAUGCAUGGUCAGAAUUUGAAAACCAAGGUUCAAAAGCACUCUUUUGAGAAUCAACUUCCAAAGAAGUUUUUGCAGUUAAAUGUGGUUGGAAUUGUUCUGGUAUUUGUCUUUCUAGGAACUCCUUUGUAAGCAUCUUCUAGAGAGAAAAAAAUCACUAAUUUAUUUCUUCUCAAUAAUAUAUGAUAAGAAAGAAUCUAAGUUAUUAUGGGGUUAUAUUUUCAUAGGACAAUCACUGUAUCAGCCAAACAUCUAUAUGAAUCCAUAUGAAUGUUCUACAGUUUAUAUAAAAAAAAAAAAGGAAAAUUAAGAAGAAAAGUAGAAUUUUAAGAUGUCUGACAGAGGAUCAAUUGCCUUCUGUUAUGUUCAUAUUGAAUAUGAAUCUUUACAAUAUUAUGUACUGCCAUUUCGGGUAAUCUGCUACAAUGAAGAAACGAAGACUGCAUUCAGUCCCUUCUGUGCAUUAUUAUUGAAGGUAUUGAUUACAGAAAUAGAAAAUGAUUGUAAAGUCUUCUGCUUUCAGAUGAAUCAUCAUCAAGAUGUUUAACUUGCAGGAAUGUGCAUAAUGUGUAGAAUGUUCUAGUUGACUAGUCUGGUCAAAAUGAUGUGAAGUCAUAAUAUCAUGUUUAGCCUUACCGUGAUUAACUUGUUUAUCAAUACAUGCCAUCGAUGUAUGUUUUUGUUGCCCAUCUUCGCAAUUCAGUUUUAUGUUAUACUCCAUUUGAUAAGAACUUUGCUGAUUAUAUCAUAUUCAACACUACCAAAUUAGCAUUCUUUUUUUCCACUGUGUUUUUUAGUGUAGUUUUCUUAAAGUUUUUAUAAUGUAAGGACAAAAGAACAAAAAUAUAUAGAUUCCAAAAGAUAACUGUCAGUGUGUUGUCAAGUAUAAAAUCAUUCCACAGCAGAAAAAUGUCGUUUUUAUUGUAUUUGAAGCAGAAUUACUACUAAUUUGAAUGAAAAUGUUUUGCUAUAACCAAAAAGGUCAUGUUGUAUAAUCUAACAAGGCAACGCCAUGCAGUAUUUGGUCCAUUGCUCUGUCUUAAAAGUAGUGCUUCUUUUCCUGCCAUUUGUAUUCUUAGUAUUUAAGUUCUUUUUUUGGUACAGGCAUCAAAGCAUUCUGAAUGUUUAGUUUUAUAAUAUUAAAAUUCAGCUUAACAGAGCAUACCAAAAUGAAAAUGAAUGUCAAAUUUAGUCACUUGCAGCAUCACAGAAUUAUCUUUUCCUUUUCACGUUUAUAUUAAAGUGACAUUACUUUAUUUUCAGUGCAGCAAAUAAUGAGAAGAAAGUGCAAGUAAAAUAGUAAAAACAACUAUUGGGGAUCACUGAUGAGGGAAGUUGACUCUGUGCUUUGUUCCAAGAAGUGUUUACUGUAUUAAGUAAGAAAAAAUUCUGUCACAAGCUGAUUGUUAAAAAUAUGAAUGCAAUAUUGUUAACGACAAAUAAUAACUAAACCUCUCGCCUUGAGAAUUGUGUAUCAUAAUAUACAUUUUUACGUUUGCCAUGUGGUGCUACUUCCUGCCAUUUUUGAGCUAAAUUCUGCUAUUAGUCACUUGUUCAUUCUCAGUGUUCAUAUCAUUAGCAGAGCCUUACUCUCUGUAUUUGUUCCGACUUCUGCUAUGUAAUUUGGCUUUUUUAUGGCCAUUAGUCAAAAGUGCCAGACAUGUAAGAGAAGUUGAUUAGAAAGCAAACAGAAAUGUCAAAUGGAUUUAAAAUGGAAACAGCAAGUUCAACAGAUUCUGUUUGGGAUCAGAUUGAGGUAUGAACCUGUUUAUGCUUGGAAAUUAUAUAAAAACAAACUGUUAACACUGGAUUUUAUUGUUUGAUACUUAUUGUAAAAAUGAAAGAGGGGUAAUUUCUAAUGAGAACAUUCUUUCUCAGCUACACUCCAAAACUCAACUGGCAUUGUGCUGAUGGGAUUGAUGUGUAAUCCAGCUAUUUAAUUUUUUGCUUGAAUUAAAUGCUGUUUCACCUGUGGGUGUUAAUAUAAGCAUGAAGGGAGUACAAAAAAACACAGUUACACAUUAAAAAGUGGAAAACAAAUUAUAAAGGAAAUGCAAGAAAUAAUUUGUUCAUUCUUUAUGAAUACAUGUAUGUAUAUAUGAACUGUUAUUUUAAACUAUAUGACAAUAUAUCAAAGAUUCUCUGCAGAUGUUGUAUUAGGUUUAUGACAAAUAAAACAAUUAAAAGCUA
Polypterus senegalus (gray bichir) is the source of this 6291-nucleotide messenger RNA. RefSeq names its product cyclin G associated kinase (gene gak). Gene Ontology annotation, molecular function: protein serine/threonine kinase activity; ATP binding; AP-2 adaptor complex binding. The transcript is spliced from 28 exons. The coding region runs from base 189 to 4151 and encodes 1320 amino acids. Gene Ontology annotation, cellular component: cytoplasm. Gene Ontology annotation, biological process: positive regulation of Notch signaling pathway; protein phosphorylation; regulation of clathrin-dependent endocytosis. NCBI's taxonomy places the organism in Eukaryota, Metazoa, Chordata, Cladistia, Polypteriformes, Polypteridae. The record is from RefSeq and is a predicted model, not a curated record.